Messenger RNA from Carya illinoinensis, 939 nucleotides. RefSeq lists its product as uncharacterized. The record is from RefSeq and is a predicted model, not a curated record. The transcript has 4 exons. The coding region runs from base 1 to 939 and encodes 312 amino acids. Lineage: Eukaryota; Viridiplantae; Streptophyta; Magnoliopsida; Fagales; Juglandaceae.
AUGCGGACUAACAUUGGAAGGGGUUUAGGGCUUCGAGAUUUCAACGAUGUCCAAUGUUCUCUCCACACGAAAUUUACAUGGCGCCUCCUGGCUAUUGAUAAUCUGUGGACCCGUUUUUUCAACGCUAUGUAUGCUAAAAGUGGGCACUUAUUGCUUGCUAAAAAUACAGCAUCUUGUUCACGGUUUUGGAAAUCUAUUAUGUCUGUUUUGCCCGAUGUAUGUGACAUUAUACUAUGGAAAGUUGGAACUGGUAGGAUCUCUUUCUGGUUUGAUCAGUGGAUGGAGAAUGGUCCCCUUUGUUUGAGAGUUUCAGAAGUACCCAAUCCUUUGAUUCAAAUUAGAGAGUGCUGGGCUGACAAUGCUUGGGAUUUUGAGCUUCUUGAAAACUUGGUGGGUGCAGGUAUUAUGGGAGAAAUUGUGUCCUCAAUAACUGCUGGGAAAGAGGGGGAGGAUAUUAUUGUGUGGAAGCCUUCCACAGAUGGUUGCUUUUCGUUGGCUGGGGAGUUUGCGUCUCAGCUGUGGCAACGAGUAGCAAGGGAAGUGGGUAUUUCGGUUUUGGCACCGACAACAUGGUGGGGAUGUGUAUCCCAGUGCUUUGCGCUAGCAAAGAGGAACUCACAGUGUGAGGGAAACCAGAGAGCGAAACCAGAGAGGGAGAUCAAAACUGAAAGAGGUCUCCGUCGUGCUGUGGAUGCCCCUAUGCAACCCAUUCAUCUAAGAGUUGCUAGAAGUGUUUCAUGGAGUAAGCCAGCAUCGGGUUAUGUUAAACUCAAUGUCGAUGGAAGUUGUAAAGGAAACCUAGGGACCUGCAAUGGAGGAGGGGUGAUUUGGGAUAGUGCUGAGUGUGACUCUAAAAUUGUGGUGGACUGGGUCAUUGCUGGGAGUUGUUUAGUGUGGUACCUUUGGGAUUUCUGGGAGGAAGCUCGUCAGGAAUUAUAG